UAUAGGUAAAUGAGCACGCGGAAUUAUAAAGCACACUUUUAUGUGCCUUAAAAGAGUUUCAUAAUAUUUGAGCUUUGAUAUUCACGUACAGAAUCUGGAGAGUGGCGACAUCUGUGGAUGUCUUUAUAAUAAGCGUCAGUUAACAUGCAUGAUUGUGGAGUGUUGUAUGCGGCGAAUAACAUGCUUUGUGAAAUAUGUUUGGAAUAGAGUGAAAAGGUAUAGUAAGUACGAAUAAAUAUUCUGUUUUGGAGUGGUGAAACCACUGACAAGAAUCUGGGCAUGUACAUCGUAAAUGGUUAGGCAGUGUGGAAGAGAUUCUGAAUUUGUGAUUUUAGUUUGUGAAGUGAUAUAAAGACAUUAUCGACAGAUUGUAAUAUAUAUAUAUAUAUUUUGUUAAAGUGGUUUCAUACAAAAGUACGAUAGCUGGUUCAGGUUCAUAUAUUACACGGAACAUUGAUCGUUGAAUGGCGUUAUAGUCGGCGUGUUUUUCCAGCAUGCCAUGCUUCUACGUAGCCGUAGGUUAACAUAUUGUAUGCUAUAAUUGUGUUUUGUCCACGUAUCAGGCACCAAAUAUAAUACAUUAUUGUUACGGGGACGUUAAGAUUACCAUUGAAGGAGAAAUUCUAAUUUAGGUUGUCUGUUAUAUUGAUGUGUCAGUGUAAGAAAAGAAAUUGCGUCUCGCCUCGUGGUGAAACUGCGCUUGUGUCUUAUUAAGGAAAAUGGCGGCUCAAGUCGCACAGUCGAGUGAUGGCCCUCAAAGCAGAGAGACGGUCGGAGCAUCGUACGCGAACGCAGUUCUUAAUUUUAAGAACAUGGAUAGUAAUAAGGAAAACAUAAAUGCCGUAUCACAUCCGACACCUGUGGAGCAUUGUGCAAAAGAAGCUCCUACGAGAAGUAAGUCGACUUUACAAAAAAGUGUUAAGCAGCAUGGAUUGAACAGCUCUACUCUUAACAGUGCAAAUGGCAACGAGGAUUUCCCACAGAUUAUUCCACAAGGUAGGAAUUCGCGGAGAUUGCCCGACAAAGUGGAGAGUAACGAUAAAGUGACCAGUAAACCACCCAUAAAUGGAUCAUGUUCGGACAGGUCGGAAAAUGAUGGAAAAAGUUGUAAUGUUGAUGACGAAGGCGCUAAUAUUUCUGAUAAAGUUCCUGAGGAGGAGGAGAAGAAGAAGUACGUUGAAGCACCAUUGCCAAAGAUAAAUCCGUGGACACUGAAUAAAAAUGCUGCAUCGGUGAUAAGGGGGAAACAGCCGGAUGCCAAACCUCAGGCUGGGGCACAUGUGGUUGCACCUUCAGUGACUUGCACGGAGAAGAGAAUUUUGCAACCCCAACAGCAGGGUCGAGUAGAAAAUGGAGUUGUAAAUGCUGUGAAGCCAACUAUAGUCAGAGCACCUCGUGAUCGCCGGAGAUUCAAUCAACAUGCAAGUGACUUCUCAGAUGUCGAUGACUGGCCAACUCUCGGAGGCGCUGAGAAGAAAAGUCAGGUGAACCCCGUUCCAAUGGCAAAACAAAAUGGUCACAUAAAGGGAAAUGCCGGGAGCAGUAGCAGCAGUACCAGCAGUGCACAGGCUUCGAACGGCGACGGAGCGCAUGGCCCGUCAUUCCCCCCCGAAGAAAAGCCCGUGGAGAAUGGCAGCCCGUCCUUCGUGGAGGACCAGCAUAAAGGCUGCAGCCAACCUGCAGGGCCAGAGGCCGCAGAGAGGAGGAAAAAGAUUCCAAAGCAUAAAUGGGUUCCUUUAGACAUUGACUUGGCCAAGUCAUGUGGAAAAAGAGAGCGUGUACCGAAGUUUUAUGGCGGACAUUACAAGGACAGGAACGGCGAUCACGGGUCCGACUAUUACGGCCGUGAAGAUGGUGAUGGUUGGAGAGGUGCUGAUGGUUGGGACAGAGGUGGCCAUCACUAUAGAGGUGGUCGUGGCGGACCCAGACACAGAGGAAGAGGUGGUCGCGGUGGCGGACGAGGCUCGGGACGGGGGGGUUACCGAAGAGGGGGACCGCCCCACAAUGAGUCUGACUAUCCAGAUUACCCAACAGACUACACUCAGGUGAACAGUUUUGGGGGCGCGUCCGAGCAGCCAGCCUUCAUGAUGCCCUACUUCGGGACGUUCUACUUUGAUAAUAGCAGCUACAUGCAUUUGGAUGAACCAACGCUAAAGGAGUACAUACGGAAACAGAUAGAGUACUACUUUAGCGAGGAGAACUUGUUGCGGGACUUUUAUCUUCGCCGGAAGAUGGAUAGCGAAGGCUACUUACCAAUUAAACUUAUUGCAUCAUUCCAUCGAGUGUACAGAUUGUCUACAAAUAUUGAAGUUGUGUGUGAUGCUAUAAGGAACUCGGAUGUGCUUGAAGUGAAUGAUUACAAGGUUCGAACCAAGAUAGACCCAACAAAGUGGCCAAUAACCGAACCCGGCAAACAGUUCUUUAACGCAGGUCAUCAUCAUCAUCAUCCUGGUGUCAGGUUCAUAAUGCCAGGUCAGGUACCCGUAGGUGUCCAUCAAUUUGCACACCCACGAAGUAUACCCAUUCAUCAGAUCCCCCCGCCACCUCUCAGAGCUAAUUUCCAUUCGUUCCUGCGUCCCUCAGCUCCUCCAGUGACACUUGACUUGGAUGAACUUGAAAAUGGCACAGAUUUCCAUCACAUGGGUGAAAACUUAAAUCCAGAUGUUCCUGAAUUUAUCCCAGUAACUGUAAGGAUCCAGGAUGAAAGUGGGGAUCAUAUUUCAACAGAGACUGAAGGUGAACAGUGGAACGAAGGCCUGGAGACUGGCCGUAAAGAAAAUUCUGAAACGACGCUCGACUCCCGUGAAGAUGAGAGAAGGGCAGAUCUGAGCGGUUGUGAAGAACGACUUGAGGGCGAGGAUGAAAUGAAAGUGGCUGUCCAGAGGAACAGUUCCCAGUCUUAUUUCAGUGCAAACCAAGAAGACGACAACGCUUGGAGAGAGGUAAAGCGGAGAGUAAAACCACCGCCGAAAGACAAACCUGAAGAAAAGAAAGAGCGAGAGCACUUCGAGGAAAGGGAGGAAUUGGAUUUUCAGUUUGAUGAAGAAUUGGAUGGGCCUGUCCCAUCAGGAAGGCAUAACACUUUCACGGACUGGUCUGAGGAUGAAUCAGACUAUGAACUCAGUGAUCAUGAGAUCAACAAGCUCCUGAUCGUCACACAGUCUACCUCGCAGUCGUCACGCUACCCAAAACACGAAGGGUACGACCGCACAGGUGACUGGACCACCAGAGUGAAGAUAACACAGGAUCUUGAACAGGUCAUCAGCGAUGGAUUGAACUAUUACGAGGACGGGCUCUGGACAGAGCAAGAGUGGCAGAGCUCUGGCAGCUACAAGACUGUGAAUAUCAUAACGCAAGAAGAUUUUGAGAAAAUGACGCCACGCGCACCACGUAAACUCAACCCUGAAGUUCCUCCGCCUCCUCCACCCUCUCUGGCACAGUCGUUGUCAGCUGAGGAGUCGGUACCGGAGGUUGCACGAAGACCUGCACCAUUGGAGGUUCCCAUAUCAGAACCCCCUGCUUUCCAAGGCAUAAGUGGGGCCUGGCCACAUAAAGAGCGUCACCACCGACGAGCGUCACGUUUUUAUGCUGUUACCAAAGAUGGUUGCCCUCCAGACACGAGCACUCUUCGAAAGCGCAAAACAAGGCACACCAAUAAUCCACCAGUGGAAAGUCACGUUGGAUGGAUCAUGGAUGUCAGAGAGCACAGGACGCGUACGAACUCCAGCAGUAGUGCUGGGACGAGUCCCAGUGAGAGUUAUCCGGUUGGCAGCUCUGGCAGCACGCCUCAGUCAUUGCCAACCUUCCAGCAUCCGUCUCACUCGCUACUGAAGGAAAACAACUUCAAGCAGGAAGUCUAUAGCAAGUACUACUCCAGGUGUCUUAAAGAGCGCAAGAAGUUGGGGAUUGGGCAGUCCCAGGAAAUGAACACAUUGUUCAGAUUUUGGUCUUUCUUCCUGAGAGAGAAUUACAAUCGUAAAAUGUACCAGGAAUUCAAGACGUUGGCAGUGGAGGAUGCCCGAGAAGGAUACAGGUACGGCCUGGAGUGUCUGUUCCGCUUCUAUAGCUAUGGUUUGGAGAAGAAGUUCCGCCCUGAAGUGUAUCAGGAUUUUCAAGCUGAAACCAUUGCUGACUUCGAAAGCGGUCAGUUGUAUGGACUGGAGAAGUUCUGGGCUUUCUUAAAGUACUACAAGCACAGUUCAAAACUACACAUCGAUCCCAAGUUGAAGGAGUGCCUCUCUGGCUACAACGACGUGAAGGACUUCCGUGUGGUUAUGCCUGGUGUUGAGAAUGAGUUGCGAGGUGGAUUCAGAGGAAUGUUCCACCCACACGCCGUAAAACGUCGCAACCGCAGCGUUUCAGAGAGUUACAGCAUGGAUCUGAGACGGCAGUCCAGUUCCGACCGCCAGACGGCACUGCAGUUUCAGAAGCGCGUGCGGCGCUUGUCAGGAGGUCCCGGUUCUGGUAACGGUCAAGGUAGAAGGCGCACAGACUCUGUGGGGCCAAGUUCUUCUGGCACAAGCCAAGUGGCUCACGGCUCAUCAGGUCGGACGAGAUCCAAUUCUUUCAAUUCUGCAAGAAGUUUGGAACCAAGCAGUUCCAAUGUAAAACAUUCAAAUUCAAAGGAUUCUAACCAAAGUACAAAUAAAGCCAGAGUCAAUUUUGAUCUUGGCGAAUCAGACCCUGUCGCUUCAAAUGCCAGCAACUCUAAAUCUGAUUCAUCAGAUCGUAUUUCAGGUUGUAAGGUACGUGAGUCAGGAGAUAGGACCAGUGGUUCACCUGUAUCUAAUCCUGUUCACAAAAAGAAAGAAUCCUCUGGUUGUAAGAAGAGUGUCGAAAAACAGAAAAGAUUUGGGGACACUCAGAGGGAUGCUGCUAGCAAAGAACAGGAUGCAGUGGAACGUGUUGCAUUAUCAGAAAUGAAACACGAAAACAGUUCUUUGUCAUCUCCAGAACUGUGAGAAUAAUUUUCCAUACUGUGAGGUCCUCAUCAUAAAAAUUCUGACUUCAAAGUAGAACACGAGGCGUGGAGUACUGAACUUACUGCUUGUUGAAGUACGUCCAGUUACUGAUUAUUCCGUAUCGUAUGGCGCAAUAUCAUCCCGAUUCAAUAUUUAUGCUUAAAGAUGCAAGGCAGGUGGUUUCUCGGAAAGCGAUACAUUCACGUUUUUUUUUUUUUUUUUUUUACAGACAGGGGUGCCAUAAUCAAUUUUAAUUUGGCAUACUGGGUAUUUUUUUUUGGUGCCUAACGUAGUAUGAUAUAGUGUUCGUAUGAAAUGAUACGCAGUUAAUUUGGAAGCUGAGCGUGGCUUCCUCCAAAUAAAUUUGGUGAAGGGGGACUGGCAAUUUUUAAAACUUAAGUUUCAUGUUCUGAGCUGGAAAUUUAAUUCUUGUAAGUCUUCCAUUUUACGGACAUCAUAUUUUAUUUGGCAGUGACUACCGUUAUACCUGGACAAUAUUGUUUGUUAGCCCAAGUCUUAAUUAUUAGAUGAAAUGCUUGCAUAUUAAUGACGUAACAUAUCUCUUGAUCAGUGCAUUAUUUUUUGCUACAGUUAGUUUAUGCACGCUGAUUGCUCUGCGAGUUGUAUUGCGAAUUAAUCAGUCAUUUCUUGAAGGCCCUUUAUCCAAACAGACCGCCUUUGAGCAAAUUAUGAAGAAGCAUUUUGCAUCCAUCACACUGUCAUCUAAAAUAUUUAGAAUUAUUAUUUUCAGCAUUUUUAAGUGCCUAAAAUUUAUGACUACGGAGGUUGAAGGACUCUGAUGUCAGGUCCAGCUUUAUCGUCCGAUAACGUGCGGGUACGGUUAUGAUUUUAGAAGCCGAAUAUGGUCUCAUAGAUGCGUGCCGGUUGAAUCUAGCGUAGGAUGACAUGCCAAUGAAAAAUCAUCUGAUAGCCGUUGUCUUCAGGACAAGGAAAUGCUGCAGAAAUCAGUCCCUCUUCCAGGAUGCCGUUAAGAUACAGACCAUUAAUCGCAUCAAGCGGUCCGAAAGACACGCGGAGCCCAUCGCGCCGGUUUAAGAAUAGUCGGAGCUGCUGAAAAGGCGUCGUUGAAAAACUACAAAUAAAUAAACUCGUGUUGAUCAAAAGUUGGGAGAAUGGGCUUUUUUGAAAUGACUGAUUAAAAUGAUAAUUUACCAUCUUCACUUAAUGGGUUCAGUGAAUGGCGAAGGAUGCCACUGGAGUUUUAUAAGUCAGUGGAAAUACCUGUGAAAGAUAUUCGGAAGAAAAUGUUAAAAAAGUAAGCAUUUCAGCGUCUGUUCUUAUUCUUCUGUAUCAUAUUUCUCUUGUUUUUGGAUCAGAUGUGAAAUAUCUUGCAGUCUGGAAAACAAAGGCGUAGUCGUAUGAUAAAGUGUGUGUGUAUAUGUAUAUAUGUAGCGGUGAAUUGCUUUCUGUUGCGAUGUACCGAUUGCCAACAUGGUCUCUUCUGAACAGUGACGUAAUUAAAAAGUGAGGUUGCAGGAAGUAUUUUGAUAGUCUCUGCAAAGAGAAGUUUGCUUUCUCAGCAACCUAAUGUAACAUAAUUGUGAUAUAGUUAUAACACGAGUUUGCCGUCGAUCUCGUAAUUGGCGGGGGUCAUAUCUAUAUAUUUAUAUAUAUAUAUAUAUGCAGGGACAUUGCUUACCCUGUAUGAGUGAAAAUUUGAUGUUUGCGUGUGUACAGUUGAAUUUUAAAACUGAAAUCAGUAUAGGACUAGUCUUUAAUCCAGGUUUUAAAAUAAAUAACACAAAUUUAUAUUGUACGCACUGACUUAAGCAGUGUGGUUGAAGCACCAUAAGUGUUUCUUCAAGUGGAAUGGUAUAACCUAUGUUAGGUUCGAUAUUUCUUUUCUCUCGUGUUAGUGGACGAGAAUACAUUUUUAAAAAUAACGCUGUACAGUAUAUUCCAUAACAGUGAAAUAACUUUGGUAUAAAAGACCAAAUAUGCUCUUUGGAAGGUAACAGUGAAUGAGGUAUCGUUUAAAAGAAAGAAAAUUCUAAAAUGUCAUACGAGUAAGAACGUGUUUAAGAAUAGAUUGUUACGGACACGUGUUCGGCAGACCACAGGCGAGGAUUAUGUGAAUGUUUUGUGUGACUGGGUAUUCCACGUGCAUUGGUGCUCCGUUAAUAACGAGGCUGUCCGUAGUCUCAUCAUUCGGUUUAGUCGGGUGCAGGGUCAUGAGGUCAUUGUUAUUCUGUUGAGCUAACUCGUGUCUUCGGUACCAACAGCCAGAGUCGUUGUAUGACUCUGUGCCAAUUGUGGCUUCCAUUUAAAUAUGAAAGAUUUCCUGUUGUUAAUUUUUUUUUUGCAACGUGACGUAACAUUAUGUAACACGUGCGUGUAUCCGAUGUUACAGUUACAAUUUUGUUUUGACUUGCUUGUACUUUAUAUAGGUUGCAUUUGUUUAAGGGUCACUAGAAGAGCAUUUAUGUUUCUUUUAAGUUUCUGCGUUAAAGUGGGCUUCGGUUUUGUUUGGACAGAACAGGAUUCUGGGACAGACGGGGUUUGGGUGUGGGUUUUUUUUCCUGUCAUUUGGAAAGAUGCUUUGCAGUAAUUAGUUCUGUUGUGUAUAAAAUAGAAUUAGUUGUGUGUUGUUCUAUAUAUAAUCAUGAUUGUGUUUUAUUUUAUAUAUUAGUGGUAUUUUAAUGGUUGGUGGUAGCAUCCUUGAAGUGUUUAUUAUUUUCUGGGGGGGGUGGGGGGGCAGCGGAAGAGGUGACUUGCAUUUAUUUUUUGUGUGUUCACAUGUGUAGUUAAAUAUUAGAUGCCUGUGUCUUAUAUACAUGCCCCCCUAGUUAUGUAAAUUAUGUUUCAAAGCCUUUAAUGCAAUACUACAUUGUGAGAGAUUUUAGGAUCGUCUCGUGUGCUUGUUUUGAUGAGAAGAUUUGGCUGUGGUAACUUCUCAGGAGCUUUGUUGCAGGUUUGCAAUUUUAUUUAAAGGAAGCUUAGUGACAAACAUAAUAUUUUUUUUCUUCAUAUGUAUGAUCUGGGAAGGUGGCACUACGUAAUUAUUGUUCACUAGUAAGAAAUUUCCAGAAUGUUUUUGCCAUAUGAAAAUGUUAAGGAUCAUUUUUGACAGAUCAUUCGUUACUGACAGAAAUUAUCAGGGCUUAUCACUGUAUUAGCUCGUGUCAACAGAAACUCGGCAGUUUUACUAAUUAUUGCAUUUCUUACAACGGCGUGCAUGUUUCUGCAACGGAUACUAUACAGAGUAUCUGUAUUUUUAAUCUGGAUUAAGCAAAUCUCAAUUCAUAAAAAUGUAACAAAUUUGUCACCGUUAGAAUCUUUAUGGCUUGUAUUGAUUGUGCUGCGUUCAAGGCCCAGUUGCCUCCAGCUGCAUAGACUUGAGGACCUCUCUUGUUGCUGAAACGUGCGCGCGCUAUUGUAAAGUGCGUAACGACGCAUAGAACUGUCGACGGUUAAAACAGGAAAUAAUAAGUGGUUUUAUAUAAGGAGUAAUAAAUGUAUCUCUUGAAAGUGCAGAAACUAUUGGAUUAGGUUAGGUUACGUAAAUGAAAGGCAUUUUGUGAUUAAGAGUUUGUGAUUUUAAUAAAUGAUAACAGAAAUUGUAAACAAUAUUUUAGCUGCGUUCUUGUCGUUUGAGAUUCAAAAGUAAAUGUGUAAAAACUUUAUUUUAAUUGAUUAGGACGAUACUGUGUGAUCGGAGGUUUAACUGAUUAAUCAGUCUUGAGGGGCGUUUUAACAUCUGGACCCAACCAUUGGAAUAGUUUCUUUGCCUGCAAAAGCUGUACCAUCUCGGCAUGUUUGUGUAAAAAGGGGAAUUUAUUUAGAUAAGGCUUGAGGUUGUAUAUUAUGUAAUUUGAAAUUGAAAUGGUAGUGUAAUGUCUGUGUACGUGAUUCAACAAGUACAUGUAAUACUUACGUGUGUUUCGGAGCAGUUCAGUUGUUGUUAAAAUGAACAGAAACUUCUGAAUCAUUGCUUCUCACAUGAUUAUGUGCUUUGAAAGGUAAAUUUAAAAAAAGAAACAAAAAGAGAAUCAUUUUGAAACAUCACAGCACAAGCAGACUUAAUAUGUAUAUAAAAUACUAAUAUUCUGUAAACUUGGAUGCUCGGAAACCAGAAAGCGUUUACUAUAAACCUCCAUCGUAUGGGGACUUCAACUCUGAUGUUACCAGUUCAGCGGUAUGUAUAACUUUGACUUUUGGGCGAACGUCACGCCGAAUGUUCGGUGUUAACUAGCGUUUUGACGAACAUUGCAGUUCCAUUUUCAAGGUGGAGACGAGGUGGGGCAAGUUUUGAAGGCGCCGUACAGGCCGUGCUUUGCAGUUGAAGUUGCGUGGGCUUUUCGAUAUCUUGAUUGCCUCCGUGAUUAUGUGGGAAUGGUAGCCGCCGUGUUAUCAGUGACUUCUGUUUUGUCGAACUCGGGGCCCUAUAUAAGACCUUGAUUACUGGCCACAUCCCGUAUCCACCUUCAAAAUGGCACCUGCCUUGUCUGCCGAAACGUUGGCCAACAUCAAAACGUUCGGCGUGACUCUCACACGAAAGUCAAAGUUAUGCGUUGAACUGCAGCCUCAAAAACCUAUGGACAAAAGUUCAGUGGUAAGUUAGUGCAGAUCACUCUUGUCUCCUUUAAAGCCUUUUAUCGACUGCGCGCGGCUGCCUCGCGCACCUGUUCGUGCGCGGCAAACUCGUUCGUUCGCUCAUUGUGCUCGUGGUUACCAGCAUCGAGCGCGGCAACCGUGUUCGGCUGUGAUCGACGCUGUUCGUCAGUUCUCGCAAGAUCACUAUGAAUACAGCACAGUGAAAUCCCUUUGCCGCGGGACAAAGAACCGCUCAGAUUUGGCUCGACGCGCGCCAAGUUCGAGCGCGGCAUUGUUCGUUCUGCCACGCGUGGCUACAUGGUAUCGACUUUGCGAGGCAAAGCAACGAACAUUGCCUCGCGAGGCAGCCGCGCGCAGUCGAUACAAGGCUUAACGAGACAGUCCUGUUGUUGUAACACAUGAAAUAAUAUCCCUGUUUCUGGAACUGGAAGGUUGAAUGUAAGGCCAUAAUGAUCAUAUUUACCAGACUAAAGUAAAAAAAAAUAUCUGCUAGAAAGUUAAGACAGGCAAGUUUUUUGAGAAAGCUCGUAUAUUACAAUUUGGCGCGAUUCAUUCAAAAAGGUACAUGGACACGUGGCUUGUCGGCUGUGAAGCGACUUUACCAAAAUGUGGAACUGCUUGGUUACUUUUUUUUCAGCAAAAAAUGUCAUGACGUGUAGGUAUGGUUUGAGUUUUAUUACCGAGUGAUUUCUUACUCUCUGCAUAUUCCAUUAGAUGCAUUGUAAUGUGUACCUUUACUUGUUAAUAUAACUCGCAUAUCAGAAACCUGCGGGUGUAAUUUAGAGAGCUGAACCCAUGUUGUGGCUACAUGAUAUGAAAAUGUAUAAUUGAGGCACAUCUGAAUCUCUGAAGAAAAUUUUAGACAAGGGCUUGAAAUGUGUGUUACCAUUUAAUGAAUGGAGUGAAAAGUCAGUUUUGCUGUAUGAAACUGAUCUGUUUGACAUAGUCUAGAACAGGGGUCGUCAACCUGGUCCCCACCGCCCGCUAGUGUGCGAUUCAAGCUUUCGUGGUGGGCGGUGGGGUUUUUUGUCCGUUGUUACAAAUUUUGUUCUUCCCCCCAUAUAUCGAACACACUGCUAACAACUUCGCGAGUUUGACUUUUUAAAAUAUGGUUUUGUAAGUUACUUUUGAAUUCCAUAUGAUUAUUGAUAAUAAUUCACCGGACACUUCUCAAAAUAUACUCGUGGACGAGGGAGCAACGAAUGAGCUCCGUAGCCAAAGGCACGAGUUUAGUGAGCAUAACGAGGGCGGGGCUGUACCUCUUUCAUGGUGGUGGGCGGUAAGGAAAUUUUACCAUCAACAAAGAUACAAAAGUGGGCGGUAGGUAUACAAAGGUUGACGACCCCUGGUCUAGAACAUGCUUCAGUCAGUGACCUUGUUUUGAUUGUGUUAUUUUUAUGAGGCUUAAAAUAUGUUUUGAGCUAGUAACAAGUUCCUUAAAUAUGCUGUACUAAUUAGAGGUAGAAUGUUCACAUAUAUGCCUCACACAUAAAAUAAACCAUCCAACAACACAACUUGGGAAGGACAAAUACUGUCGUGGAAAUCGUCAGUUCCUGACUCAGGAUGUUCUCUAAAGAGUCAGAUGUUGAGCUGUUUUCGCAGAUCACAGCAGCCCACCAUUGGUUCCCAUUCUGAAGCAUCAUAUUCCGGAUUACGUAGUCUCAGUACCCAAUGCUGUAAGAUCCGUUUUGGCACUGAUCUUCCAUCUACACUGCAUUCUGCGAUGUUAAGCAACACAAAUGUUACUCGCGUUUGUUUCUCCCACAUUUACGUGAUCGUUUUUGAAAUAGUCCCUCGACUGAGAUACUCAUUGCACAACUGGAACUUAUUCUUCCCCACCCGUUGGUAAGGGUUUCCGCACGAGUGGCAGUGCAGUGUAUUGUGUUGCGGGGGUGGGCACAUUUUGUGAAAGGGUGCAGUGUAGCCGUUCGUGCCCGCUCUGCUGACAGCAGACUUCUCUUCGUGUGUGGACACUAAGUUAACAAUCACUGUUGAUAAACAGCUGAGCUUUAUAACUUGAAACUUGGAACGUGGUCACGUUGUUUUAGAUUAUAAAAAUUAAUCAGAUUUUCAACUGUGCUAGAUCUUAAUAGGCCUAAUGUGCUUCCAGAUUUUGUAAAUAAUCCUUUUGCUUUGUAUAUGUAUGAAUAUGUAGCCAUAAAUUAGUGUAAUCCAAAACAUAUUUUACAAAGAAGAACGAAAUCUGCAAUCAUAGAAAACUGUAAAACUAUAUGUGAGAUUUGAGGUUCUCAUGGUGGCAUAGAUGAUAAUGUUCUUCUGAAUUGUGAUGCUAUAUAUACUUGUGGGUAUACACCAGUGUUUCGGAGAGACAUUCUGUCUCCACCUUCAGAGUUAAGGUCGUAUCUGCCCACAAGUUUACGCGGCACCAGAACCGAGAACAACAUUGUCAUAGGAGUGUAAUGUAUAGCGUAUAAGAGAACAUGUAAAUUUACUUAAUGUCCGAUGUAAGGACUUGUCUGCAUUGCCCGUUGCUCCUGAUGUGCCGAUGCCCUUGCGCGGUUUUGUGUGUUGAAUCGGGGGAAUUGUAAUUUUUGGUUUUAUAUCUUCAUCAAUUUUGGUAUUUUGAUAGGGCCUCUGAGCAUCGACAAAUCGUGAAUCUCGUCUCAUCCGGAGAUACGCUUUGUAGCUUCUGGACACUAUCACAGAAUAUGAAGUACCCCGAGUACAGUCCCAGGUAUGAACAAUUCCCAUGAAAGAUGUGAGAUUCUCACAGUGGUGAGUACGAAGAUGGUUGUCUUCUGAGUAUACCGAUGUUUUUAGAGGUAGUUGUAGCCUCUGUCAUCAGGGUGGUGGUGAUUUAGGCAGCGAGUACCUCUGGAAUGUUGGUAAACUUCUACCAGACUACAGGGCACAUGAACCCAGCAGACAGUUCAGUUUGUUAUUGACGCUGUAUGAGUAGUCUGUAACUGCAGCGUGAGGCUCGGCUUUCUGACCACAGAAGCUGUGCGAGUGUGGCGGUACUGUGCCUGGCUUGAAUCUAUGUCCUCAAUGUAGCCACCGUUCUCACGUGAAUAUUGCCAUGUCAGAUACCAGGUACAACCAUGUGGUGAUUUUUCUAACAAACUUGGAUUUCACUUUUCAGAAACAUUCAAUUGGAGGAUGAUUUCAGGUGUUGAUACAUUGUCAUAAGAUAGUAGCUAAUGUCUGUUCUCAUCUCAGGGCAGUAGAAUGAAGAAUGUUAACAUCUUAUUCAGGGUUGUCUUCAGUAGCCUAGUAGUGGCAUGAUGAUCCUGAAAGUAAGGUACCAAAGUUUAAUUUCAAGCAGGGUUUAAAUUGUUUCCAUCUUGAAUCAGAAUAGAUUAAUAUCCUAAAAGUAAUUUCACAUUGUAAUUUUAAAAAUUUAAUUUGGUUUUGAAACGAUAUCAGCAAAGCAGACCGGAACCUCACAGACUGGUGCCUGAAAGCAGAAUUCACGUGCUGAACGUCUAAAGAAUAAAAUGAGAGGAGUGGGAAUCCAAUUAAAGGAAUUUACUAAGAUUAGAACUUUUGACAUUUAAUGAUUAUUUUUGCUUGUGAAAAGACUGAGAAAACCCUUUAUAAUUUGGGAAUUUAAACACAUUUAAAUUCUAAGAGUCAGUAGUUCCAUUUCUUAACCACAGCCAAGGUGUUAAAAUUGAAUACGUGAUAAGUGAAAAAGUUCAUUUCACUGUUAUAUUGCAUAAAGAGGGAAGCCGAGUCGCAGCGUAUUUAUUGAGAAGUGCAAUUCAAUGCCAUUCCGCAAUAUAAUGUUGCAAGUAUGUGUGUAUCGCUGGUUCCUCUACCUGUCGCUGGUUUCCGUACGUGGUUGAUCAUUUGGAAAUCGAAAUGAACAGCUCAUGUUUUCUACUAUUUGAAAUUUCCUUUUGUGUAAUCAUUCCAAAAAAAAAAAAAAAAAAAACCAUGAGUAGUUUGAAAAGUAUGUAUGAAGAGAAAUUUUUCUUAUUAAAUGCUGCUGUUACAUGAAAUAUUUUACAGUUAGGAAAGAUACAUUUAAGUCAUCCCUGCACCUUUACGGAAAGAAAUUUAUACUGUCCGUGAUGGCCAAAAUAAUAUGUACGAUAAAUUAUAAUAGGGAUUUACGUGUUCCAAAUUUCAUCAAAAUUCAUUCACUAUUUUUGGUGUUGUGCGUUCGGACUGUGCACUCAAUAGCGAUUCCUCUUCAGAAACUGUGGGUAGAUGCAUGUCCUGUCAUGCUGUACUGUCUCUUCCAAGGUGCGAUAUGUUGCAGGCUUUAUUAUUCGGCAUUGUCAUAGUUGUCCACACUUUGCGUUUUUGACGAACGCACUUACGAGAAUAGUGAUCUUAAAUUGAUAUUUUCCAGAUUCACCUUGCAAGUACCUGUUGCAUUUGUGUUAUGCAAGAAGGGAUUAAGUCAAAAGUAAUUCCUAUUGAUUUAAGCCCUUAUUACGAAGCACUGUAAACUUCACUGAUGCCGCUUUUAUGUCGGUGGUGUGUUUAUUUUCUCAUAGCGUACACGUGUUACGAAAAGCAAAACGAGACAAGGAAUGGAUCUCCAUACUUUGUUUUGAACGCUGCCCUUAAACAAGUUUUUGUUCACGUGGACGGAGUGCGAAGGUGUGCCACAGGUAUGCCUUUCGGUAUACAUUACAUUUGGCUGGUCAGCGCUGUGUUUUAUGUUUUAAAUUUGUCAGAGAGACAGGGAAAGGAGACAUUGUAAAUUUUGUCUGUGCAUUUUGGUGUACUGUAAGGACUUUAAUACUUGCUUCUUUAAAUAUGUGUACUGAAGUGAGAGCUGGCAUAGCUCAGUCAUUAUAGUGACUGGCUACGGACCGGACGGCCAGGAUUCGAUCCCCCCGAGGGGGGCAGGAGAUUUUUCCUCUAGCCUCUGUGUUCAGACUGGCUCUGGGGCCCAGCCAGCCUCCUAUCUAAUGGGUACCAGGGUCCUUUCCUGGGGUAAAGCGCGGCUAGGGCGUGAUGCUGAUCUCUCCUUCCCCCCCCCUCCCCCUUGACCUUCAUGGCGUGUAGCGAGAUUACUUUACUUUACGUUUUCCUGAAGUAAGAAACUUCUGAAACCAUAGUUUAGAUCUUUGUAAAUGUCUUUAUUAUGCCAAUAGUUUGAGAGAAAGAACGCUCAUUAGGAUGCCGUAAGCACGCUUCUUUCUACAGUUUUUUUAAAUUGAGAAAAUAAGUUCAUGUGAGAUACUGGAAUUGUCAGCUUCAUUUAUAAGAAGGAUUUAUUUCCUCAAAACUGAGCAUUGUGAUUGAAACAAAGACAUUUCUUACCCCUCGCAUAGCCGAAUCCUUGUGUAAUAUUAUGCAGAAAUGUGCACCAUUUUCAACAUAACUACGGUAAGAAAUUGCAAAUGUGAAAUGUGGCACAGAAGUAAGUAGGUGGGGGAACUGCGAUAUGAAUAAACUUCAAGCAACUUCAGGAUUUCUUACUGAACUCUUAUCUUGUUCCAAGAAAAUGUUGAUUUUUUUUUCUUCACAUUUCAGCAGGUAUUUUCUGGAUGCUCAAUUAGUAUCUUAGCAUAAAUGAAUACAGUUUUACAUUUGUAUUACUUAUAAUUCAUCUUUCUUUGUGAUUAUAGUUUCUACUUGAACACAGCUAACAUCUGUUGUAUAUAUAUAUAAUUGUUUAAAUAGUAAAUUUUUCACAUACCGAGUGCCUUUGUUCUACAAAAAUCAAGUUGUAUGAAGGUAAAUGAUAAAUUCCUCUUCCAGAAAGUAACAUUGUUAAUAAACAUGAAUAAAUGUUUUUGAGUUUCUUUAAAAUGUAUUGUAGGUAGAUCACUUGAUGUAGUUUUUGUAUGUAUGCUAUUCUCACAUAUAUAAGGAAGAAAAGAUGAAUAAAGUGAAGUGGUGUGUGUGUGUGUGUUUGUUAA
Molecule: messenger RNA, 15382 nt
Organism: Zootermopsis nevadensis
Lineage: Eukaryota; Metazoa; Arthropoda; Insecta; Blattodea; Termopsidae
Gene: larp
Product: La related protein
Biological process (GO): positive regulation of translation; mRNA stabilization
Cellular component (GO): cytosol; cytoplasmic stress granule
Molecular function (GO): RNA cap binding
Source: RefSeq, a predicted model, not a curated record